AUGGCUCACCAAGGACAAGCAGCCGAUUACUACAACCAGAACAUGGGAGGCGCACCAUAUCAGCAGCUGAACUAUCAACAGUAUCCUCCGCCCAAUACUGCGCCGCAACAGCCUUAUCACACGCCUCAGCAGCCAUACCAGCCUCAAGAACCCAAGUAUAGCACAGCCCCUCCUACGUACGGCGACAACUUCGUCGCUCCUCAAGACGACAAGCAGACCUUUCAGGAGACGUUCAAGAUCCAGAAACCCAAAUACAACGAUCUUUGGGCCGGGUUACUGCUCAUCGCAACCUUCUGCGGAUUUGUCGCCGUUUCAGGACUCACCCUGUACCGCUACUCGAAGUACCAUAGUUUCAAUGGAGGAGGGAUCUACGGAGCGUCGAAUGAUUUUUCUCUGGACACGAAUACGAUCAUCCUCUUCGCCUUCAUCCUGUGCGUUGGCCUCGUCUUCUCCUGGGGAUACUUCCUGGCUGCUCGCGCCUUCACGAAACAGUUCGUGUGGUUGACUGGCAUCCUCAACUGUGCCUUGGCAAUCGGCACGGCCGCAUACUAUCUGUAUCGACAUCUUUGGGGAGCAGGUAUUGUGUUUGCCAUCUUCGCCGUCUUUGCCAUUAUUUGCUUUAUCAGCUGGAUCCCGCGCAUCCCUUUCGCGGUGGUGAUGCUGCAACAGACGAUGGACGUUGCGAGAAUGAGGCGGGUGCAUGUAUUCCUGGUCAGCUUCAUUGGCGGCAUUGCUAGCGUGGUAUUCGCCGCGUGGUUCUCCGUCACUCUGGUUGCGAUUUACACGUCCUAUAUGCCUGGUAAUUCCGGCAGCACGGCCAAUCCAUCAUGCCCAGCAGCAGGCUGCUCAAGCGGCAAGGUCAUUGGACUCGUGGUGUUUGUGACCUUUGCCGGCUACUGGAUCACAGAAUGGAUGAAGAACACCAUUCACACCACCAUCGCCGGCGUCUACGGCUCGUGGUAUUUCUGCGCUGGAAAACCAGGGGGCAUCCCUCGGGGCGCGACCGCAGGGGCGCUGAGACGGGCCACGACAUACUCUUUUGGCUCCAUCUCCUUUGGCAGCCUCAUCGUUGCACUUAUCAACAUGCUCCGGCAAGCCUGCAGCAUUGCCCAGCAACAGGAAGCCGCAGACGGUAACAUCAUUGGGACCAUCAUGUUUUGCAUUCUUGGCUGCUUCAUCGGCCUUCUCGAUUGGCUUGUUCAAUUCAUCAACCGGUACGCAUUCUCGCACAUUGCUCUUUACGGCAAGGCAUAUAUCCCGGCAGCCAAAGACACGUGGACGAUGAUGAAAGAUCGGGGCAUCGACGCCCUGGUCAACGACUGCCUCGUGGGCCCUGUCCUAACAGUGGGGAGCAUCUUCGUGGCAUACCUCUCGGCGUUGCUGGCUUACCUGUAUCUGGAAUUUACUCAUCCGGCGUACAACGAGGGCCGCACCUUCACCCCCGUCAUCAUGGCGUUUGCGUUCCUCAUCGGACUGCAGAUAUGCCAAACGUUUACGACCCCGAUUGGUUCUGGAGUGGACACCAUCUUUGUGGCAAUGGCGUGGGAUCCCCAAGUGGCCAUGACAGAUCAUCCCGAGUUCUGGGAACGGCUCGUGCAUGUUUAUCCACGGGUCCAGCAAGUCCUGACUGGCGUGUGA
Fonsecaea erecta is the source of this 1638-nucleotide messenger RNA. RefSeq lists its product as hypothetical. The coding region runs from base 1 to 1638 and encodes 545 amino acids. Gene Ontology annotation, molecular function: transmembrane transporter activity. The record is from RefSeq and is a predicted model, not a curated record. Lineage: Eukaryota; Fungi; Ascomycota; Eurotiomycetes; Chaetothyriales; Herpotrichiellaceae. Gene Ontology annotation, cellular component: plasma membrane. The transcript is spliced from 3 exons. Gene Ontology annotation, biological process: transmembrane transport.